AAAAAUGUAUAAGAGGACUAUGUCGUAAAAUAUCGAAUCGAGAAACGACAAGUCGUUUCACAGAUAUUGAGCAGCGAUUAAGGCUCUCGCAGCACUUCCCAUUACAGUGUCUAAAAUCGUCAGAGAGGAAGAGGAAAAUGGGAAGCGAAGGAAAGUCGAAGGAGAAGACGAAGAGCAGGAAGAGAAGCUCCUCUUCUGAAUCUGAAGAUGAAAGAAGAAGCAAGAGACAUAGAAGCGAUAAAAAAGACAAGGGAAAGGAGAAGAAACAUCGCAAACAUCGUUCUGAUAAAGAAAAGAAGUCAAGGGACAAGCACAGAGAUAAACAUCAAAAAGGCAAUCACCACUCUAAACAUGAAAUCCAACAGCUGACCAACGAGGAUUACUUCUCUAAAAAUAAUGAGUUUGCUACCUGGUUAAAAGAAGAAAAGAAAUUGUUCUUUUCUGAUCUUUCAUCCGAGUCUGCACGGGAAUAUUUCUCAGACUUUGUCAAGGUCUGGAACAAGAACAAGCUCGAUUCCCAAUACUAUGAAGGCAUUUCAAGUGCACCCCGGUCAGCCCAUAACUGGAAAUUCAAGUAAUAGAAUAGAAGAAUGGCUGUAUUUUGUCCUAGCUUGCUUUAGUACUUUCUCUUUGUGUAUACUGAUUUGCGGUGUUUUUUUUGGAAUGAAUGAUAUAAGAGUUUCUAUGUGUUUCAGUUUCA
Messenger RNA from Pistacia vera, 700 nucleotides. RefSeq names its product style cell-cycle inhibitor 1-A. NCBI's taxonomy places the organism in Eukaryota, Viridiplantae, Streptophyta, Magnoliopsida, Sapindales, Anacardiaceae. The record is from RefSeq and is a predicted model, not a curated record. The transcript is spliced from 4 exons. The coding region runs from base 138 to 578 and encodes 146 amino acids.